AUGUCCAAUGAUCAAGAACAACUGGAACAACCACCACCAGAUUUUGGUCAUGAUGAUGAUGAUAACAAUACUACUAAUACGAAAAAUGAUGAUUCAAUGUAUGUAUCAGCUAUGUCACCAGCAACAGUUGACAUAUCAUUAAAUGGUGAAGAUGAUGAUGAAAAUCCAUUUGGUGAACCAUCGACAACAAGAGAAAAAACACCAACGAAUACAACAAAUACUGUUGAAUCAUAUGUUGAUAAUGAAAAGACUUUAUUUCAACCGGAUAAAGCAACGCUCGAAAUGGAUGAAGAUGAUAAAGAUUUAUUUGGAUCAGAAAAUACAAGCUCUAAUGAACCACCAGUAGCUGCUGCACCUCCAUCACCUACUGUUGUACCGGAAAGACAACUAUCAACACCGCCAUCAACACCACUAAAACAGGAGACUUCAUUGUAUCCAAAUGUGAAUACAGUACAACCUGUACAAUCAAAUACAAAAUAUGAAAGUCAGAUUUCAUCAUCAACACCAACGCCGAAGAGUGUUUUAAGUGAAUCAACAACAGAAAGUAAACCAGUACGAAAACGUUCGCAAGAACAUACUAUUGAAAUUACUGUUAGUGAUCCUACGAAAGUUGGAGAAGGUAUGUCAUCAUAUAUGACAUAUCGCAUAACAACAAAAACAACAUUACCAAUGUUUAAAAAACCAGAAUUUUCAGUUCAACGACGUUUUAGUGAUUUUCUUGGUUUACAUGCUAAACUUGUUAAUAAACAUUCACAUGUUGGUAUUAUAGUUCCAUCACCUCCAGAAAAAGAUUCAUUAUCAAUGGCAAAAGUUAAAAUAUCUAAAGAUGAAUCUAUACCAACAGAUUUUAUUGAUCGACGUCGUGCAUUAUUAGAACGUUAUUUAAAUCGUUUAGUACGACAUGAAAAAUUACUUGAAGAUUCUGAUGUACGAGAUUUUAUUGAAAUGCCUAAUGAAUUACCUAAAUCAACAAAUACACAAGCAUUAAGUGGUGCUGGUGUUUUACGUGCAUUAACAACUAUAUCAAAUCAAGUUACAAAAAUAACAACAAAAAAAACUGAACAAGAUCAAUGGUUUGAAGAAAAACAUGUAUUUGUCGAUGAUUUACAUAAACAUUUAAAACAUUUAUAUAAUCAAUUUAAUACAUUAUUUUCACAACCUACAACUGAAGAACAUCCAUUAUUAUCGAGUGCAUUAAUAGAAUUAGCUAAUCUUAAAGAAAAAUUAGAUCAAGUUCAUAAUGAACAAGCUUUCAAAGAAUAUUCAAUAUUAACAGAAUUGAUUAAAGAAUAUGUUUCUUUAUUAGAAAUGGUUCAAUUAGCAUUUCAUGAACGUAUUAAAGUACAUCAACAAUGGUUACAUGCUGAAGAUACAUUGAAAAAGAAACGUGAAACAAAAACAAAAUUAGAACAAUCCCCAAAAAGUGCUGAUAAAUUACCCCAAGCUGAAAUGGAAAUACGUGAUUGGGAAGGUAAAGUUGUUCGUGGUAAAGAAGAUUUUGAAAAUAUAUCAACAACAAUUAAACAAGAAAUGGAUGUAUUUGAUCAAACACGUAUUGAUGAUUUUAAAGUAGCAAUUGAUCAUUAUUUAAAUGAAUUAUUAGAACAACAAAAUAAAGUUUUACAAAUUUGGGAAGCUUAUUUACCUGAAGCAAAUAAAAUUAAUAUAUAUUUGAUAUAUUUAUGGAUAUUAUAUAAGAAAUAUUCUCGAUCAAGUACAUUUUAA
Rotaria sordida is the source of this 1725-nucleotide messenger RNA. Lineage: Eukaryota; Metazoa; Rotifera; Eurotatoria; Philodinida; Philodinidae. The record is from the annotation of a GenBank genome assembly.